AUGUAUAACAUCUUCGAUUUGAUUCGAAGGAAUGAAAUACAGAAAAUAGGUGGUAUUAAUGAUUCUUUUCUAGACGUAUACAACGAAGAUGAUUAUACUCCUUUAUUAUUUGCAGUUGCUAAUAGGAAACAUCAGAUUAUACCAAUUCUUCUUGAAAAAGGUGCGAACGUUAAUGCAUACCUCCCAAAAUCAAAAGAAAACGGCCUACAUAUUGCAGCAAGGAUUGAUGACCUAGAAACAACACGAAUUCUUCUUGCAAAAGGUAUUGAUUCAAAUUGGAGGACCUCCGAUGGUAAAACUGCAAUGCAUAUAGCUGCUGAGCAUGACUCCAUCGAAGUUUUAAACGAAUUAAUCCUCCACAGAAUUGAUAUUGAUGCCAAAGCUAACAAUGGAUAUACAGCAUUACACUUUGGUGUCGCAAAUAACCAUUUACGAGUAGUCAAGUUUUUAUAUUGCAAUAAUGCAGAUUUAAAUAAGGAAGCGCCAGGCGUUGGCAAAGCAACAAAUCUCAUCAAAGAUGAAGAAAUCAAAGAAUACUUCAAGAAUGUCUCGAUUUUCCAAAAAAUACAGCAUUAUUUCAAAGAAAAUAAUACGUUUGAACUUUUACAGAUUUUUGCUGAAAAUCCUAAAAUGAUUAACUUCAGAGGAAAUUCAUAUCUUACGCCAUUAAUUUUAUCCGUUUUCAACAAGAAUUUACCGAUUGCCAAUUAUUUAAUCAAAAAUGGAGCCGAUAUGAACGCUUGCGAUAAGACCGGCAACACCGCACUCCACUAUGCAGUCGUAAGCAACUACAUGUCUCUCGUACAUUUGAUAUUUUUAAGUGGCGGCAAUAUUGAUCGUGCCAAUCCAAUUACACAGGAGACACCAAGAGCAAUGCUUCAAAGCCUUGGUAUCACUUAUUCACGUGACAAGCCUACUCUCAAAGAGGAUAAAUUUAUGGAAAUCUGUAAAGCUAUUGAGAGCCAUAAUUCAGCCAAAGCCAUGGAGUUACUUGUUACUUCAGAUAGGAUCUUCGACAUCACCGAUAAAAAAGGUAAUAACCUUCUUCAUUUAGCCGCUGCUGAAGGUUUGCACGAAGUUGUACUUUUUAUAGCAACCGAUAAACUUCACGACAUGAACAUCCAAAAUAAAGACAAGAAUACAGCUUUGAUGAUCGCAUACCAGAAAUAUACUUCCAUUAAUAAUAAUAAGGACCUCUGGAAAGUCAAUCCAAGAAAUAUGAACUACAUGCUAGUAAUGAAAUCGCUUGCUUACUGUAACGCUGACUUGGCAGAACUCGAUACUCUUAUGAAACAUGCAAUCGAGUCAGGAGCAAGCGAAAUGAACUUGAUCCUCUUCCUCAUGGACAUUUGCCAUCAAUACAACCACAGGAAACUUCCUUCAGGCGAAACUUUCUUUAUGUACGCCGUUCGACUCGGAAAUCUCGAAGCUGUCUGCAACAUGCACCCAUAUGGCUUCGAUCCAGCAGAUAGAAACCCAACAACAGGCAUGACUUACCUCCAUUACGCUUACGUUCACAAAAAUAAAAUUUUCCUUCACAUGUUCCAGAACUUGAUGCUCGAUGAUGAAUCAGAUAACCUCGGAGUUACAGCAACAGAAGUAAAUAAGUUCAUUAAUAAGUGCGAUUUGACAAGAUACAAUCAUAUCAAGUUAUCAAACGAAACAGUGUUCGAUUUCUACAGAGCAUAUGCCAUGCAAGAUACAAAAAGAAUUUCAAGCAUGCUAUUUUUACAUAAAAAACUACACAGAUCUUGUUAUGCAAAUGAACUUCACGCUUUACACUUAGUUGCCAUGCUUGAUGACUACCCGCUUAUAGAUACAUGUUUAGAAGCCGAAAAAGAGUCAGAUUGCAGAGAUAUGCAUGACAUGCCUCCACUAUUUUAUUGUAUCAAGAGUGGAAAGUUAGAUACAGCCAAAUACAUGGUCAGUAAGAAGUGCAAACUCACAGUCAAAGGUCCGAAAGGCAGAAAUGCUCUCCACUUCGCUGUUCUUUCAUGUCAUCAACCAACAAUCGACUGGGUUAUCUCGAAAGACAUCGAUUUGCUUGCAAUGGAUCACAACAAACGCAGUUGCUUGCAUUACAUGGUCAUUAAAUGCUCUACAAAGGUCUUAAAGGACACAUUGAAAGGUAAAUUCUUCUGUGUAGACGUAAAUGACAAAGAUAACAGAACUCCUUUAUCUAUAGCCUGUGAAAUGGGCAAUUACGACGCCGUUGACUUCCUUGUCAGUAACUUUGAUGCAUUUAUCGACGCAUGCGACGUAAAAGGUAACUCUCCGUUACUUUACGCUGCUGCAAAUGGCCACGCUGAUAUUGUUCUUUACCUUCUCAAGCACAAUCCACAGAAAUUGCUGAAUAAUAUGGGCCAAUCCGCACUUCAUCUUACAAAUUCAGUUGAAGUACUCAAUAUUUUCAUCCAAAUGAAUGCUAAUACAAACUUACUUGACCUCAGAAACAGAACACCUCUACAUUACAAUGCUGCCAGAGGAAAUACAAAAUUAAUUGAAGUUUUACUUGAAAAUGGUGCUGAUUGCAACAUCCGUGACAAAGAAGGUUUCACUCCUCUCGAAGUUGCCAUCUCAUGCAGACAAUUAGAAGCUGCAAGACUCCUCAAGACAACUGGCAGAGAUACUUUGUCUCUUCCAUUACACGCAGCAGUUCUUUCUGACAAUCUCCAGAUUGUCAAGGAGUGCGUGGCUGAAGAUCCAGCUCGCAUUAACCAGAAAGACGCUUUCGGUCGUUCUGCGAUUCUGCUCACAGAAAACAACAAAAGUGCGGAUAUUCUCAAGUUCCUCAUUUCGAAAGGCGCCGACAUCAACGCAGUCAACGAAGAAGGCAGCAACAUUGCUCACCUUGUUGCUUACAAGCUCAACCUUCCUCUCAUCGACGCCAUUCCUCAGGAGAUCGUGAACAAACGCGAGAGAAAGAAGAACAACUCUCCAUUGCAUUUAGUUCUCCAGAGAUUGUUGGAUUCAGAAGCAAAGAGCGAGGAUUACGAUGAGGAACUCGAAUACCAGCACAACAACACAGAUGAUCCAAACGGCAUCGAUCAGACUUUCGAGAGAAAGCCUCGCCGCGAGAGAUUGGCUUUAGUUCACAUUGCUGUCAACUCACUUUUGAAGAAAGGCGCAGACAAAACAGCGAUGAACUCGAAAUACACGACACCUCUUCACAUGGCAGCAUGUGUCGAUGACUGGAAACUCACAGAACUUGUCAUGGACAAGUUUAUGCUCGAUACAUUGGAUCAACAAGACAGAACACCUCUAUACAUCGCUGUCUCGAUGAAGAACGAAGAAGCAGCAAUAACAUUAUUAGAACACGGCUGCGGAAUUCUCGGUGGCCCGCAAGGAAAAGCUCCUCCUCCAUUUGUUGCCAUUCAGAAUGGAAUGUGCAGAACAUUGGAGAUGAUGUUCAAGAUGGGAUUGGAAUACGGCUUGACUUAUAAAGGCGAAACAAUGAUGGAUGCUGCAGCACAUCAAAAAGUAUCCGAAGUUUCUGAUGUCAUCAAGAAGUACAAAGGAUAUAAAGCCAAGCCAAAAGUCAAGGAAAUCAACAGUGACGAUGGAAAUAGAAGCCAGAGAAGGAAAUCUAGACAUCUUAGAAAAGAUUCUAUCGAUCCUGCAAUUAAAGAAGCAAGAUUGCGCGAAGAACAAAGAAAGAAAGAAGAAGAACAAAUGAAACUACAACAACAAGAAAGAGCACAAUUAAAUCAAAUUCAAAUUCAGGAUUCUGAAUCUUCUUCUUCAUCGGAUAGCACAACAUCGGCACCUCCACCAAGAAAGAGGAAAUGGAGUGAAAGUUCUAACAAAUCAUAUGAUUAUAGCGACUUAUCAAGCAACUCUGAGUCGUAA
Molecule: messenger RNA, 3849 nt
Organism: Trichomonas vaginalis G3
Lineage: Eukaryota; Parabasalia; Trichomonadida; Trichomonadidae
Product: spectrin binding
Exons: 1
Coding region: 1-3849 (1282 amino acids)
Molecular function (GO): protein binding
Source: RefSeq, a predicted model, not a curated record